AUGAUAGAGAUCUUCAGUGACACCGGAUUCAGACAGCUAACUCAAAUGAUCUUGGCGAUAAUCUUCUUCCACACAUCGGAAUACAUUCUCGCCAUAGCCAUUCACGGAGCAUCCAAAGUAACUUUGAGCUCACUUCUGAUCACCAAACACUAUGCUUUAGCAAUGCUAAUCUCGGUUCUCGAGUACCUAGUCGAGAUUGUUCUGUUCCCGGGGCUGAAACAACACUGGUGGAUCAGCAACUUCGGUCUACUAAUGAUUCUUCUCGGAGAGAUCAUCCGCAAAACCGCGAUAAUCACAGCGGGUAGAUCGUUCACGCACCUGAUCAAGAUCCGCAGGGAGGAGCAUCACAGGCUUGUGACCGAAGGAGUGUAUCAAGUCAUGAGGCAUCCGAGUUACUCGGGGUUUCUUGUUUGGUCUGUUGGAACGCAGGUGAUGCUGUGUAAUCCCGUUUCGGCGAUUGCGUUUGCGGUUGUGGUGUGGCGGUUCUUUGCAGAGAGGAUACCUUAUGAGGAACAUUACUUGAAGCAGUUUUUUGGGAGACAGUAUGUUGAGUAUGCGCAGAGAGUUCCUUCUGGUGUUCCUUUUGUAAACUGA
Molecule: messenger RNA, 594 nt
Organism: Microthlaspi erraticum
Lineage: Eukaryota; Viridiplantae; Streptophyta; Magnoliopsida; Brassicales; Brassicaceae
Source: the annotation of a GenBank genome assembly